Notothenia coriiceps (black rockcod) is the source of this 2373-nucleotide messenger RNA. RefSeq names its product ankyrin repeat and SOCS box containing 10 (gene asb10). The record is from RefSeq and is a predicted model, not a curated record. The transcript has 5 exons. Lineage: Eukaryota; Metazoa; Chordata; Actinopteri; Perciformes; Nototheniidae. The coding region runs from base 122 to 1513 and encodes 463 amino acids. Gene Ontology annotation, cellular component: cytoplasm. Gene Ontology annotation, molecular function: protein binding. Gene Ontology annotation, biological process: intracellular signal transduction.
GGACAUAGUGGACAUUAGACAGAGGGAAAGCAACAACAGAGACAGAGAGAGAGACAGGCCUUUAUAGCCAGCUCUCUCACUUAACUUUUCACACUUGUAUUCGUAAGAAUAGAUUUUAAGCAUGUCUCAAGGCAGCUUUGUCUUCACAUCUACGGCCUUGCGCUCUCUCGAACUUGAUGAGGACAUGCUGGCGAGACACAAGCACAAGAAGCAGCUGGCUACCCAUCACUUCAAUAGCUAUAUGCUGCAGAAGGAAAUCAGGGAGAGGACACUGCUGAGGACCACCAUGCCACCAGCAAUCUGCCACGACCUGGUCAUCCAGAACGCUCUUUACACGGGAGACCUGCAGGCUGUGCAGCAACUCUUUCCUAGAGGAUCCUCAACAAACCUCAUCAUUGAGCCACAGGGAGGGGACAUGCGCUGGGUCUCCGCAGGGGAAGGACUAUGGUCACUGACUUAUGAGCAGGAGCUGACCACACCGCUUCACAUCACAGCUGGCAGAGGCUUCUCAGAGUGCCUGAGACUGCUGCUGCAGCGGGGGGCCAAUGUGGACCUGGCCCCAGGGGGCACCACCGCCCUGCACGAGUCCUGUGAGAACUGCCAGCCUGAGUGCACCAAACUGCUGCUGAUCCAUGGAGCCAACGCCAACGCUGUCACUGAAGACGGCCUCAUGCCUUUGCACUUCUGCACAAGUCCUGAAUCCUUUGAAUGUGCCAAGUACCUCCUUCAGUACGGAGCAGCUAUUAAUGGCCGCACCGUGGAUGAAGACGACACUCCCUUGCACGUGGCAGCCAGUAACAGCCUCACAGACCACACUGAGCUCUACCUGCGCUAUGGAGCUGCUGUGGACAAACAGAACAGUGAGGGUCUCACGCCUCUGAACGCUGCUUGUUCACAACCCCAGGAGCUGCAGGAGCUUGAAAGUUACCUCAAGGUUUGCCAGAUGCUGCUGGGGGCCGGGGCCAACGUGCAGACCAAGGACCAGGACAAACACAGUCCUCUGCACAUGGCCUGUAAGAAUGUAAACCCAGACAUAGUGGACCUGCUGCUGGCUCAUGGUGCCCGCGUUAAUGACAUGGACUACGGGGGGGAAGCUCCCAUGCACAACAUCCUGAAGGUGGUGUGCUACAAGGUGUCCCAUCACCCCGAGAGGAUCGUCCGGGCUCUGCUCAACCACGGCUCCAUCCGGGUGUGGCCUGGAGCUCUGCCAAUGGUUUUGAAGCACUGCUGUGGAUCUCCACGCACCAUCGAGGUUCUUCUGAAUGCCUACAGUAGCCUCAAAGUCAACGACACCUGGGUCGAGGCUGUGUCACCGGAGGUGUUAAAGGAGCACAAAGAGUUUUAUGAGUCCGUCUUCUCUUUGGAGCGGAGUCCUCGCUCCCUGCAGCACUUGGCCCGCUGCAAGAUCAGGAGCUUCCUGGAGCUCCGGGUGCACAAAGUGGUCCCUGAACUGGACCUGCCCACCUUCAUCAAGAACUACCUGCUGCUGGAGUACAGAGACCAUGUCCACUGAGAACACUGUGUGUGUGUGUCUGUGUGUAGCCAGGGGCGGUUCUAGGGGGCAGUGCCCCCCAACACUGACUUUGGACCCCCCCUGUGGCCCCCCUGAUAAUGAAAAGAAAAAAAGAAAAAGUUUAUGAUUAAACGAUUUCUUGCCUGACGGAAUAGGCGGAAUUAACAUUAGAGCGUAAAAACUGUAACUAUAAGUAUCUGAAAUAAAUAUGUGUAAUGAAACAAGUGCCAAUAACUGUAUUGCAUUGUUUUCUUAUGCGCAAUUACUUCAUACUGUUUUUGUCUUUUUCGUCCCGCAUUUAUUGUGCCCCCCUCAGAAAAUAACUGGCCCCAGCCUGGCCCUCCCAAUCAAAUUGGUCUAGAACCGCCACUGUAGUGUAGCCUCUGUUAGACAGAGUCCUGGUGAGGAUUGAGUGCUGUUGAAUGUGAGGAAGAAGCAGCUGUUAAAGAGUUAAAAGUGUAGCACUGGCAGUACACUCAAAUAAUAAAUACAUUUUAUGAUACACAUUUCUUGUAGAAGCAGCUGCUUUUCCUGUCACUUUUAUUUCAGUUACACGUUUGGCCGCAAGAGGGAGCUAUAGGCUAGAGUUGUUAUAAUACAAUGCAGGUAUGCAAUGUGUUUUUUAUUUUUUUAUUUUACGUUUUUUGUACUUGUGCACAUAGUUAAUAGGUUCAGAUGGUUGUAUUUGUAUACCUGAUGAUUAUUUGAUGUUAAUGCACAUAAUGAUGAUGAUGUUGUGUUGAUUAUUGCCUUAAAAAUAUUUGCAUAUACAUAAGUAUUCCCACCGUUGUUGUUGUCAUUAGGUAUUUUAUAUCACAUAUAGAUUUUGUGUAAAAAUAAAAUACUCCACCAUGACCGUG